Aspergillus pseudonomiae is the source of this 396-nucleotide messenger RNA. RefSeq lists its product as uncharacterized. Bases 1 to 396 code for a protein of 131 amino acids. The record is from RefSeq and is a predicted model, not a curated record. Lineage: Eukaryota; Fungi; Ascomycota; Eurotiomycetes; Eurotiales; Aspergillaceae. The transcript is spliced from 2 exons.
AUGCGUUUCUUCAAGUACCUUGUUUUCGCGGCCCCCCUCGCCCUGGCUACUCCCAGGCCAAACCCGGUAGCAGCCCCUAUGCCAGAUGGUGGUCUGCUCUCGGAGCUGCCUGCGAUCCUCGACGGGGUCAAAGAACUCUUGAGCACAGAGACGAUCAAUGACCUUCAAACUAUCGUCAAGGGCGGCGCAGUCCUUCUGGGCGGAGACACUCCCAAGAACCUGCAGAAACUUCUGUCCAGCGGCAACAUCGAUAAACUACAGGGUAUCGUUGACAAUGCCGAUAAUCUUUUGACUCCUAAGUUCGUCAACGAGACUACAGUUCUGAUUGACGCUGCGUCACCGCUCGUGGAUAAUAUCUCGAAGCUCUUGGCUGGACUCCUUGGAUCCUUGAUUUAA